Messenger RNA from Chaetomium strumarium, 1833 nucleotides. RefSeq lists its product as uncharacterized. The record is from RefSeq and is a predicted model, not a curated record. The transcript is spliced from 3 exons. Bases 177 to 1664 code for a protein of 495 amino acids. Lineage: Eukaryota; Fungi; Ascomycota; Sordariomycetes; Sordariales; Chaetomiaceae.
UGGCAAUCGCGCCCGAUGCAAGCCCGAUAAAGAGCUCUACUUUUCCAUCUUCCUGGCCAGUCAUAGGCGACAACUUGACCUGUAUUCCUGUGUAGCCUUCCAAUUGCUGGACGCGCAUAUCGUUCAACUGAUCCGAUGCUAGCUACCAUUCGAGUUGUAUACCAACUGCGUCCAAAAUGUCUGCCGAUGACCAAGCCUUCCUGGACGUGCUAUCGUCUUUGCCAAACGAUAUUCAAAAGUACUCCAGAGAUGUCGCCGACUUCGUUGACAAACACGUCGACCACAUAGCCGAUACUCUGCGAGAUGCGCUCGCCAAGUCGCCAUGGGUCCCCGAGCAGUUCCGCCCAAGGUCCCCGCCCCCGCCUCCCUCAAUUAUAAGCGUGCCGACAUCUGCCCUCGAAAAGGUACAAGACUGGAUCUCGAGACACAAGCUCUUGGUUGGCUUAAUUGUCGUGACUAGCGGCGUCGUGGUCUACCGAACAUAUCGGAGCAGCGCACAAUGGCGGAAGGCGCGGCGGGCUAAACGGGCUCGCAGCGGUGGCCGGAUGGAGGUGGUGGUUAUUGCCGGGUCGCCAGCACUGCCUCUGACGCGGUCGCUGUCGUUGGACCUUGAGCGGAAAGGAUUUGUCGUCUUUGUGGUCUCUAACAGCCACGAGGACGAGGUCAUGGUUCAGAACCUGGCACGGCCGGACAUUCGGCCACUGAGCAUUGAUACCACUGAUCCCCCGAGCGCCGGCAACUCCAUCGACAGCUUUGCCCGCUACCUCCAGUCUCCCCACGCCGCCAUUCCAAACGGCAAGCGGCACCAUCUCUCGCUCAAGGCGGUCAUCCUCAUUCCCUCCCUCAACUAUCAAACCUCCCCCAUCGCCACCAUCCCACCCUCAAGUUUUGCCGACCUCUUCAACACCCACCUUCUCCAACCAAUCCUCACAAUCCAAGCCUUUUUGCCACUCCUAACCGCCCGGCUCAGCCCGCCCACCGACAAAGAACGGCCGAGCCCCAAGGUUCUCGUACUGACGCCGUCCAUCAUCUCCUCCAUCAACCCACCGUUCCACGCACCCGAGGCAACAGUCUGCUCCGCUCUCUCAGCCUUCACCGAGGUCCUGACGGCCGAGCUGCGGCCUCUCGGAAUCCCCGUGACCCACAUGCAGCUGGGCACCUUCGACUUUGCAGGUUUCACACCGGCCGCCAACUCCCGUCUCCUCCACCCCCACGGCCUUCUCCCGGCGCCGGAUGAUGCCGAGUCGCUUCCCUGGCCGGAUUCCGCGAGGCACGCGUACGGCAAGAACUUUGUCUCGCAGUCCGGGUCGGCUAUCAGUGCCGGGCGGAUCAAGGGCCUGCGGGGAAGCUCUCUGAAGGAGCUGCACAAUGCUGUGUUUGAUGUCAUUGACGGGUCAAUCACGAGCGGCGCCGUGCGUGUUGGGUUGGGGUCCAGUGUUUAUGGGUUUGUUGGUCGCUGGGUGCCAAGGGGGUUGGUAGCCUGGAUGAUGGGGAUUCGGAAAGUGGACGCAUUGGCGAGGUGGCAGACAAACAGCGGUUCGUCGGCUCUUGGGAGUCCGAAAUCUACGGGGAGCGAUGCGGAAGGGGCGGCUGGGAGCGACUCGUUUAUUGCGGUGCCGCCUUUGGAGCAUGUCGGGGAUGCAAAUGUCUGGAAGGAAGGUUGAACAGAAAACAAUAUUGGGAACCCUAUUGGCGUUUAGGAGUUGGAGGCUGGUGCAGGAACACCUAGCUCAUCCAAGACAGUUCACGAUUCUCUCCUCAAUGAAGAUGGAUGAAGAGAAAUGAUGCAUCUUUCAAUGGGCCGACGUGUGAUGACGAGCGCUGGAAAUGCUG